Messenger RNA from Histoplasma capsulatum G186AR, 1268 nucleotides. RefSeq lists its product as uncharacterized. Lineage: Eukaryota; Fungi; Ascomycota; Eurotiomycetes; Onygenales; Ajellomycetaceae. The record is from RefSeq and is a predicted model, not a curated record. Bases 165 to 1055 code for a protein of 296 amino acids. The transcript has 3 exons.
CCAACUCACUUUCUGCAAUCCUCGACCUGGUACUCUGUUCCUUUUUUUCUAUUCCCUACUCCUUCUGGAUACGUCAUUCUCUGAUCUUUCCAGGGACGAAACAGGACCCAUCUAGGUUCUUUGUUUUCGCCCGGUGUAUUUAUUCCUCCUAAAGCCUAGAGGAGAUGUCACGUACUCAUGGGAAGCAAACAGUGCCGAUCCGUGGCAUCUUUGUUAAAAAAGCCUCACAAAGAGAUUCUCCCACCCGUAGAGGUGCCCGCCAUUGCAACAUGAGAAACUGGAACUGUUUUCCUCUUCAAAAAUUCAGCGUCUCCAAGGUAUCGAAUGCCCCGAAACGGCUCGUAUCGACCCACGUCGGACGUCGUAAGUCGAAAGUCGCAGGCUCACCAAUGGCUGUCAGGAAUUCCCCUGGAUCUGGUGGAGAGCGAAUCCUCCAUGACUUUGUCGACUCCAUCAACACCACCCAGUACCAAAUCCAAGAGGAGAUUUCGAACUCUCUGGCAAACGCAGAGAAAACGCUAGCGAAGCAGCUAACACAAACUGUUACAAAGCACAACAAGAGUGUAGAACUUUCCCGGGUCAUGCGUGCUGUUAUCUUCUCCCCGCUGGAGCCAGAAUCUUUGGACAGGAUAGCUUCUCCAUCUGACAACAAAGAUACAGCCCAUCUCGUCAAUGUUUGCAGUUUAUUAAACCCUACCGAAAAAGCUCUAAAGAGCCAUUGGAAAGCAUGGAACAAAACCCAGCAGAAAAUCGCCUGUUUGGCGGUUGAGAUGCUCGGGGCUGAAUCCGUGACUCUGCCACAUGUUACGAAAGAGGCCAUCGGUUCAAUGACAUUUAAGAAGAGACUCGCCAGCGCGACAAGUGCAUUCGAGAAGCAACAUGCAGUAGAGCUAACUACGCUGGCAGAUGAGCGAAAAUGGAAUGACAAUAUUUCCUAUCUCGCGAGGGAGAUGAAGAGACAGGUUACCGCUCAGGAAAAAAAAUCGCGAGGUGACAAACGGAAGCAGAGGGAGGAAAUCUGCCAACUCGCUAGGAAGUUGAUUGCGAAUCUAUAAUCUUAACUUCUCGACGACGGAACGCACGAUAAUCUGUGGAAAAAAGAAGGAAGGUUUAACGGGGUCCUUGAUUUAUAUCUCUAUGAGUUGUGAUAUUACCUUUAUUACCCAAUACUGUUGCCAGCGCUGUCUCCAUGCUGUUCACAUAUUUUCUUUCGAUGCUUUGUUCCUUUAUUUUUUCAACACUCGAAAUGGCAAAUGCAUGAAUACCCA